UUAUCGUUGAAGGCAUCGUCCAUACGGUACAAGUGCUGGCAUUUCUUCCAUUUGUUUUUCACCUCCUGCAAGGUCCUCUUCUCGUAGGAGACCUGGUUGACUUCCUUGGUCACCUCCGACCAGACCUUGUGCCUGGCGCUCUUGUUAACGGCCUUUUUGGCGUACGUGCCGUACAGGGUGUCGUAAUUCUCGCGCACCGCUCGCACGAUAGUCUCGAUUUCCUCCUGGGAAAAAUUGCUCUUUCGCUGUUUCUUCGGACUCUCGGCCAUCUUUUAGCACCGCCGCGCGUUUUCUAUCGUCGAAUCGUGGAAAAUCGAUUUGAUUCGACGAUGUUUUCGACGUGCGACACUAAUAAAACCUCGGCGUCGUAAAUUGGCCCGAUGCGAAUGUGUAAAAAUUUUUUUGUUGCGGUGCUAGCGUAGCCCCGUUUCUGUUUAUCAAGUGCGCUGUGAACGAGCGAGAGGUCAGAAGUCCUCAAACGAUACUUGCUGUCUAAUUGAUAAUAUUUUGGUAGUUAUCGAUUUAUUCUGCCGGUUAGCAAGUUCCAUAUUAUCGUUAGGUAAUUUCCACAUUCGUUUUUCGCCCAGAAAUUAAUGUUGUUACUUUAGCAUUGGAAUUAAUCAAAAUUUGUCGAGUUUGGUGAUUUUUUGGUAGAGCUGGCAACGUUUCCAGAGAGUGAAAUUGGUGCUUUACUCACCACUGUUGCCAGAUGGUACAAUAUCUACGCAGUAUCUCAAAAAGAACUUGUGUCUUUUAUUUGCGAAAUAUUUUUUCUUUACGACUUUUUCAUUUAUUUCAAUAAAUGGUGACAGUAAAUUGAAAAUUUCGAAAACAUGCAGUGUGGCUUAGGUUUCAUAACUAUUCGAUACAAUUCCACAAAUAAACAUACAUGUUUUCUAACUGUUACAAUAUUGAACAAAUAUUACAUAAAUAAAGUAUAAAAAAAUAAAUGGGAUUUACCACGAAUUUCGAUUUGAACAGUUGGUAGUACGUGAAGUCGAAAAAUUAGGUUGGUCACAUUCUGACAAUUGACAAAAUAAAAUGUCAAUUUUGUUAUAACCUUAAAUGUACACUAAAUAAUUAUUGUAAAAAAAUUAAAAAUAAAUUUGAACAAUGGCAGAAACUUUACCUUCUGCCAUUGAACAAGAAUUAUUAGGUAUAAAACAUCUCCUUUGGGGCAACGAAAUCAAACUAGAUAUUUUUAAAAGAUGGUCGCAAGGUUUUUAUUUUAGUUCGAACGAGAAAAGCGCUUUGGAACAAACGGAGGGCGGGCCGUGUGCCAUAAUAGCCCCCGUGGAAGCCUUCAUUAUCAAAAGCCUACUUUUAGAGUACAAAGAUUUAUCUUUCAGAGAUUCGAUAAAUCUAGAAAUUCAAAAUCGAGUUUUAGUAACGGCUCUCUGUGAAAUACUUGGACAAUGCAACGCCAGAAAGUAUUAUAUAGUGUAUUUAGACAGUGAUAAUAGUGAACCGAUUAGCGAAGCUGAGGUAACAGGACCAAGCAUUCAAAGCAUCAAUACCGUACAAGCCGUGGAUCCGGCUAAAUUUCACGAGAAACUAAAAGUACACAGCUUUCAGUGCCUAGAUGACGUUAAUAAAUAUUAUAUGGAAAAUACAUCAAAUCUAAAAGCACAGUACGGCAUUUUGUUGUUCUUAUACACUGUGAUAGCUUCAAAGGGUUUAGAAAGAGUCAAAGCGGAUUCCGAUACUCAAGACCCACUAAUCGACGAAACGUACGGUUACGGUAGCCAAAGCCUUAUUAAUUUGUUCAUUACGGGACGAGCAACAACGUACGUUUGGGAUCACUACGAGGACGUAGGAGGACUUAAAUUGAAAGGUAUCGAGAAGCAGAGUCAAAUAGGCUUUAUAACGGUCAUGGAGUACCACAGGUACUGUACUGUCGGUUCGUUUUACAAGAAUCCCAUGCAUCCCGUUUGGGUGGUGGCGUCAGAUACGCACUUAACAGUCAUUUUUAGCGACGAACGCAAACUGGUGAGUCCAGAAACUAAGAGCGAACAAGCCAGGAGGGUGUUCAAGAGCUUCGAUCCGCACGGAAACAAUUUUAUCAGUUCCGAUAAGCUACAAGACGUUCUUAAGAAUUUAGACCUUGUAAGCGAACUGGAAUACGUGAAUAUAAUGAAGAAAAAAUUAGAUAACGAAAACCUUGGUAUAAUCCUCUUAAAUGCCUUUAUGGACGAAUUUUUCCCCAAAGAAGAGUCUUCGACGCCCGAUAUGUUUACUCUCGGUCAUUACAAUGGGCUAGCGAGAAGUAACAUCAACGGACACGUUCAAUAUCACGUCGGUUCGGCUAUAUUGUUGGAGUCUGAUAUAAAGUCGGUUUGCGAGUCCAAUCCGAUGUUGACAGUCCUCCAAACGAAGUGGCCAAAUAUCGAGGUAAAUUGGUGUGAUAACAUCACGCCGUCGCUUAACUAAAAAAAAAAAAAAAAUAACGAAAAAGGUCUCCGUUGUAUUUCCCCUAAAGAUGUGCAUUUAUAUACAAGUAAUUGAACUCGUUAAUGCAGGUGAAUAAAUUUUUAUUUUGCAUAAUCCUACGGACUUAACGUUUUAUUUUAUUUUGUCAAGAUUUUUUAUUCAAUUCGACUUUGGUAGUUUUAGAAAUCGAUAUUAAAAUCGUAUACAUACAUAACUUGCGUGUACCUGAGACAGGGACGAUAAAAUCGUAAUUUGAAUAAAGAAUUUUAACAUUGUCGAUGUUAUAUUUUAUUUCUAAUAUACGGAUAGAAACAGUGACAGUAGCUACUUUUUUAACUGAUUUUUAACAAAAUCUAAUUGGAUUUAUUUCUUUUGUUCAAUUAUAGAAUUCUUAAUGAACUUGUCUUUUGAGAUAUAACAAACCUGAUCCAUUUGAGAGUGUUUAAUGAACAACGUAGCCUUUGCGAAGACAAUUCUCGAUAGGCUUUUAUUUGUAUUUUAUACAGUGAUUUUUGGAUCUUGUUCAGAAUCGUCUCCGCAAAUAAAGCCACUGUGAAGGAAUUACCAGUUCAAUGUAAUGGAAACUUAAAAAUUUAGGUUUUGAAUAAUGAGUUCUUAAAUUUUGUUCAACUUUGUAUUUGAUUCUCCAAACAAUUUUAAUACAGUAAGCGGUAUACUGCCGAGCUGAAAAUCUCAAAUUUUUGUCGGUAAAAAAAGAUGGUGUAAACUUUGAAGUAGUUAUACUCGUACAAUUGAUAUUUGAAAAUGUUACGCCCAUCUGAAAAAAAAUAUUGAGAUUUUGGCUCUAAAUUUCAUAUUGUCUACUUCAGACUAUUUUUAUAUUGCAUAUAGCAUAUGGCUGUCGACUAUACACAAAUUAAAUAGUAAAUUAGAGCUAGAUAAAGAAUGUUGUUCUUCCAAAACCUAGGUGUAACAAUGAGUGCAAAACUGAUUUGAAACAUUUAUGAUCAGCCAAGUCGUUUUUGAGAACAAUUUUAUAUCGUGCCCUUACGUCAAACAUUAACAAUGAAUAUUUAUAAAAAUAUAUUCAACAAUAAUGCUUAUAGUUACGCUAAAAUUAUUCUGAAACUAUAGAAUAUUUCAUGGCUAAAUGACCCUCACUAUUGUAAAGCUUUUUGAAUUCAAUCAGCUUGCAAAUCGUGUACAUUUAUCAAUGAAAUACAUUAGGAAACAAAUAUAUUUGGUAUGCGAAAGUUAGUAAUUUGAGAACAAUCUUUAAAAUUGUUUUAUCACAAUCAUAAAAGUAUAUUAAUAUAGUAUGUUCAUGUUAAUGUCGCAAUGAUACCACAGCCUCAAAUAUAUGAAAAAUCCCAUUUUAUUUUAGAUAAUCUUGAUAAUUUAGAUAUUUAAAUAGUUUAUUCGAGUGUUAUUCUCGUGACUUCACUGCUGGAUUAAUUUGAGCAUACUUAGUAACGAUUAUUCAUAUAAAUAAAAUAUUUAAAUAAAUAAAUAUAGUAAUCUACACAUUUUGGUAACUACAAUUUAAGUCUUAAAAUUACAACCCACAGUUGAAUAAAAUCAAUAAUAUUAAAACUUGCCUAGUAUGUUUAAGUAAUAUAAAUAAAAAACACAAAAUUACAAGGUUUGAUCCAUGCGAUAGUACGCUUGUUCUAUGAAGCAUUUACUGUUAUUACUAAUUUGAAACCUCUUGAAACUAUUAUUAAUUCAAAAACUAAUACUGAUAAUCAUUUCUAAUACGUGUUUACGUACGAGCUGAAAACAAAAUCUCUGGUCUAAGACGAAAUACAGCAUGAGAUUCAAAAAAAAAAUUAAAAUAUAACUACAUACAUUUGAACUAAAAUAAAGUUCAAACGAACGUAUACAAAAGAUUUCUGUCGUAAAAAUGAUACACGCCGUUAAUGUGCCUCAAAACUUUUCCUUCGAUCAGAUGCCUCGCGUAAUUAACGGCUUCAACUCGAUCCCGAGCCAAUCCCACCUCUAUCAACCAAUCCACGAACCCUUCGCCAGAGAAUACGUUCUUGUAAAUCUUUAUUCGCC
Molecule: messenger RNA, 4449 nt
Organism: Phyllotreta striolata
Lineage: Eukaryota; Metazoa; Arthropoda; Insecta; Coleoptera; Chrysomelidae
Source: the annotation of a GenBank genome assembly